Messenger RNA from Zymoseptoria tritici IPO323, 943 nucleotides. RefSeq lists its product as uncharacterized. The record is from RefSeq and is a predicted model, not a curated record. NCBI's taxonomy places the organism in Eukaryota, Fungi, Ascomycota, Dothideomycetes, Mycosphaerellales, Mycosphaerellaceae. Gene Ontology annotation, molecular function: hydrolase activity. The coding region runs from base 86 to 943 and encodes 285 amino acids. The transcript has a single exon.
ACCGGGCGUCCUAGAUGCUCCGUGACGAUGAGAACCUACCGAGUUCCCAGAUGAGAUCGUCCCAAGCACCACUUGACCGAACAAGAUGACCUCCAAGAAAAUCCGCAUCGUCUGCAUUUCCGACACCCACAACCGCGCACCCGGCGAAGGCUAUACCCUCCCGCAAGGCGACAUUCUAAUCCACGCCGGCGACCUGACCAACCAAGGAAGCUACAAAGAACUGAAGAAAGCCGUCGACUGGAUCUCCUUCGCCGACUUUGCCGUCAAAAUCAUCAUCGCUGGCAACCAUGACCUCUCUCUCGAUUCGAAUUACUCCUUGAAGCACGAGAGUGGAUGGAAAGUUUUGCCCGAAGAUGUUAAAGCGUGUAGGGGACUCAUGCGUUCGGAUCAGUUUAUUUAUCUCGAGCACUCGUCUGCUAUGGUGCACCUGCCAGAGAAAGAUGUCACUCUGCGAGUUUUCGGAUCGCCGUACUCACCUGAUCGCGGCAGGCAGAAUUGGGCUUUCCAAUACGAGAACAGCGUCGCCGCGACGCUUUGGGACCAGGUUCCGCAGGAUACUGAUAUACUGAUUACUCAUACACCACCCAAGGGCUUCUGCGAUGAAAGUCGGCACUGGGAGCAAGGUGGAUGUGCGGCGCUAGCGAAGACCCUGCCACGCAUCAAACCUUUAGUGCACGUUUGUGGCCACUGCCACGAGGGAAGGGGUGCUCGUAUCGUAGACUGGGGCGAUGCAUGUACGACUUCAUCACCUGCCGCGAGGGUAUGGUCAGACGCCAGCGCUGGCACGAAGAAGGUAUCCAAAUUGGACUUGAGCGAGCUGAUCGCCGGACGGGAGACUGCGGUUGUCAACGCGAGUAUCAUGGGGACCUCACAUGGUCACGGUGGAAAGGUUUACAAUAAGCCCAUCGUGGUGGAACUUCGUGUUGCUGCUUCAGGAGAUUGA